GCCAUGGCCGGCCGUGGGCUCCCCCGCCGCGGCAGCCGGGGCGGGAGCGGGCGGCGCUGCCCGGCCGCCUCCCGGCGGGCAUGGGCGGGCUCUGAGGGCGCGGCGCGGCCCCGAUCUCUGGAAGCGGUGUUUGGAAACCCUGGUUCCCAGGCAGAGAAACUAAAAGCCAGGCUGGCCGAAAGUUGAGGAGCAAGCUAGAGUUAGGCUCUGGGCGGACCAGGCUCAGCAUCCUGCACCUCGGCUCUCUGGGACCCUUCUCUGCGGAUCUGAUGACUUGACACAGCGCAUCGGGACCUUACCCCGUGGCGGCUCGGGGUGGAGGCUGGGGUUUUGUUAGAAGAGCAAAGCAGUGAGGAUCUGACCCCCGAGCGAGGCUCUCCCAGCACAGCACCUUUGGCACAUGAUAAAGACCUGCUGGUAUUUCAGGACUGGAAGCAGCAGCAGCAGGAGGAGGAGGAGCAGCCCUGUACCUAAGCUCAUGUUGUCAUUGGCAAAGCAGUACAUGAGGGCACUGUGAGGAUAAGUUUAGCACACUGGAAGCAUGGCUACAAGUGCCGUUCCCAGCGAAAACCUCCCCACGUACAAGCUGGUGGUGGUUGGAGAUGGUGGCGUGGGGAAGAGCGCUCUCACCAUUCAAUUUUUCCAGAAGAUUUUUGUGCCAGACUACGACCCAACUAUUGAAGACUCCUACCUGAAGCACACAGAAAUAGAUGGCCAGUGGGCAAUCCUUGAUGUUCUGGAUACUGCAGGCCAAGAGGAGUUCAGCGCGAUGCGGGAGCAGUACAUGAGGACUGGAGAUGGCUUCCUUAUAGUCUACUCUGUGACAGACAAGGCCAGCUUCGAGCACGUGGACCGCUUCCACCAGCUGAUCCUCAGAGUCAAAGACAGAGAGUCCUUUCCAAUGAUCUUGGUGGCGAACAAAGUUGAUCUAAUGCAUUUACGGAAAAUUACAAGAGAACAGGGAAGAGAAAUGGCAACAAAACAUAAUAUUCCGUAUAUAGAAACUAGUGCCAAGGACCCACCUCUAAAUGUUGACAAGGCCUUCCACGAUCUCGUUAGGGUAAUAAGGCAACAAAUCCCAGAGAAAAGUCAGAAGAAGAAGAAAAAGACCAAAUGGCGAGGGGACCGAGCCACAGGCUCCCACAAACUCCAGUGUGCCAUUUUGUGACGGGAGUGCCUUGGACGUCUCCCACCUCCCCCCGACCCACGGCAAGGCACAGCGCAAGGCCCCGCUGGGCUCCCAGUGGCAGCUCUAGCUCGGAGGAGGCGGCUCGAGGGGUCCGGACCCCGGGGUGAUCGGCCAGAGGGGGCUGCGCCUGGGGCGCCGUGGGAGCCAUGCUAACAGGAGGCGGAAGGGAGUGGCAGGACCUCGACGCUUGAACAUCCCCAGCUCCUUCCAGAGGCCUCCAUGGUGUUUGUUUAAAAAAGAAAAAAAAAAAAAAAAGAAAAAAGUGAAAAAGUGUUCGUUUUAUCUGCAAACAUUUCUCCUUGUGACCCGUUUAUGGACAGCCAUGAAUAGCCCCCUGUUUGGUACAGUCGUGAGUGUCUGUGUGGGGGAAGGGAAAGGGCUUUUCUUUUUUUUUUUUUUUUUUUUUUCCCCUUGUCCUCUUCUCCUUUUUCGUUGUUUGCUCAGCAAGCAUUGGGUUGCAAAGAAACAUGGCUGGGGUUAGAUUUUUUGCACUGAACUCUCUCCUAUGCGGCAGUGCCAAAACACGACUUCAUAUGAAAGUGCAUAGAUUUGAAGGAAGAAAAUGAAUUCCAGCUGCUCUGGGUGCUCCAGACAUUAUGUCAGACUCUGGAGGGCAGCCAGCUCACAGACCAUAAACUCCAGCUUAGGAAAGGAGGUUUGGGCUUGGAUAUUUUUUUUUCUUACCCUUUGUCAAGAGGUUUUGUUUCUGUUUUGUAACUUGGGGCAUGUUAAAGUUAAGAUGUUUUGUUAACCUGCAAGUAUUUAAAUUAAAGUAAUUUACAAAUGGAA
This is a messenger RNA of Cygnus atratus (black swan), 1978 nucleotides long. It is a transcript of the gene MRAS, whose product is annotated as muscle RAS oncogene homolog. Gene Ontology annotation, biological process: signal transduction. The transcript is spliced from 8 exons. Bases 542 to 1168 code for a protein of 208 amino acids. The record is from RefSeq and is a predicted model, not a curated record. Gene Ontology annotation, molecular function: GTPase activity; GDP binding; GTP binding. Gene Ontology annotation, cellular component: plasma membrane. NCBI's taxonomy places the organism in Eukaryota, Metazoa, Chordata, Aves, Anseriformes, Anatidae.